Molecule: messenger RNA, 1239 nt
Organism: Ixodes scapularis (black-legged tick)
Lineage: Eukaryota; Metazoa; Arthropoda; Arachnida; Ixodida; Ixodidae
Exons: 1
Coding region: 1-1239 (412 amino acids)
Biological process (GO): protein K63-linked ubiquitination; positive regulation of JNK cascade; tumor necrosis factor-mediated signaling pathway
Cellular component (GO): cytoplasmic side of plasma membrane; plasma membrane signaling receptor complex
Molecular function (GO): ubiquitin protein ligase binding; tumor necrosis factor receptor binding; metal ion binding
Source: RefSeq, a predicted model, not a curated record
AUGGCUGAAGCAACGCUCACAGGAUUUUCCAGCUUCCUGGAUUGGAAGCUUCUGACAUUCCACAAGCCACUGCCCCGUGCCUGUAUCUGCGACCUCUGCGGAUUAGUGUCGCAGACGUCAAUGGUGGCGGUCUGUCUGCAUGCCUUCUGCCUCGAUUGUUACCAGCGCCUCUUACUCGAGGCUAGUCCUAAAUGUCCUCUCGACGCAAUGGAAAUCAACCCAGACGAAAGCAUGCACUUCGUUCUUGGGGAUGCCCCGAGAGAUAAGCUACUGGUCAGCUGCCUGAACGCUCGACAUGGUUGUGACUUUCAAGGACCACUUUUUGAUCUUGAAAAUCACUUUGUGAAGAACUGCCACUUCCACAUGGUGUCUUGCAAAGGAUGUGGCGACUCCGUCCUUCGUAACAACGUACUGGAGCAUUUGAAUGCAUGUCGCCUUCAAAAUAGACGUGCGGUGUCUGUUGGGACAGAAAGUAGUAUUUUAAAUGAAAAAGUAAAGUUUUACAAGGACAACUGUGCAGGGGUCAAUUCUCCGGCAGCCAAUGCUGUAAUUUGCGCAGGUGAUGACAACGUCAAUGUCCUCGUUGAGUCGAUGAGAAAGUGUUCCCAGUCUGUCAAUGAUCUCGAAAAUCUGGCAAGGAAUCUUGUCGAGUCUGUGAAGCACUGCGUUACAAAUACAGACAAUGCAACAAACAAAACAUCAGGUUUCAUUGAGUCGAUAGAAAAUUGUGCUACGGUAGUCAAAAACAUCCAUGCUCUAUGUGAGAAACUUCCCAAUAACUGGGUGGCUACGUGCCUUCGGCCAGGUGAUCUUGGCGAAGCGAAACACCAUUUUGUAUGCAGAAACUUUUAUUCGAAAGUGAAAUAUGCCCCAGCUGGAUGCGAAACUCUGUACUAUUAUCCGGCAUGUCCGAAGGGAGAGGUAACACUUAACGGUUACCAGGUUAAGCUUUCGCAAAUCUGCAAAUUCAUCCGAACUCCAUAUUAUAAUGAUACCUUUGUCAGCUUCAAGUUGGCAUUUGUCGGUCAAGCGAUAACAUCUGGGCUGUCGAUAGACAUCACACUAGUUCUGAUUCACCCAACCGAUGCUAGUCUGAACAAAAUUCGCCCCCUGUUGCCCGCUGAGCUCUUCGAAACCAGCGAUCCUCUAAAAGGAUUUGACUUCGAAGCAAACUCUUUGUUCGAUGAAGGCUUCGUUGUAGAUGAUAGGAUUGUUUUGUGCUUGGAAGUAGGUAACUGA